Daphnia carinata is the source of this 2809-nucleotide messenger RNA. Its product is annotated as vascular endothelial growth factor receptor 1-like. Lineage: Eukaryota; Metazoa; Arthropoda; Branchiopoda; Diplostraca; Daphniidae. Gene Ontology annotation, cellular component: signaling receptor complex. Gene Ontology annotation, molecular function: ATP binding; transmembrane receptor protein tyrosine kinase activity. Gene Ontology annotation, biological process: cell surface receptor protein tyrosine kinase signaling pathway; positive regulation of kinase activity; multicellular organism development. The record is from RefSeq and is a predicted model, not a curated record.
AUGAUACCCCAUCACCAGCCACACAUCGAACAAGUAGGUAACAAUCUCAACUUAACUUGCAUAUACCGGUUCAACAGCGACGAAGAGAAAAUGUCAAUUAACAUAACGUGGAUACUGCCCCCAUACCAAGAAACAACGAAACGUCGUUUAGGUUACAAAGUCGAGAGGAAUACAACUCACUUGACAUCGGCGAUGACAUUAGAAGAGACCGGACCCACCGACACGGGAUAUUAUCGAUGCUUUGUCCGCUCCGAAAUCCAAAUCGCCCACUACGUCUACUUUUACAGGGAAUGGCCACUAGUUUUCACGGAGACGGAAAACAUUGUUGGCAAGUUAGAUCGUCUCGCUUUUGACACAUAUACAUAUACGACGUUGGCGGGUGAGCCUCUCGACAUCCCGUGCAGACCAACCCACCCAAAUGUCAUCGUUUCACUGUUCCGCGCAACGCUAAUGCCAAACGAUGAACUGCAAUGGAACUUGAUUGAACUUUCAAGUGAUUACGGAAAUGCCAGUUGGUUGCUGAAACCUUUGCCAGAACGUGGACUGAGGUUAACCAAUACGAAAUUAAGCGACAGCGGAAGAUACAAAUGUGUCGGCACCAAGAACGAACCUACGCCAACUGCUCGACCCACCGAAAUCGAAUUUUACAUUUUCGUCAACGGAAUAGAAAUCGUUAGGGUUGGGGAUCCAAUCGAAGGUAACAACGUGAGUCUCAUCUGUAAAGCCGUCUACCUAAGUGGUCGCGAUACGCUGGAAUCUUGGAAAACCGAUUGGUUUUACUUCAACAAUGAAACCGGCCAAGAACAACUGGUUAAUCAAUUCAACCUUCCUAAAGGUAUGCGAUGGUUAAAGAAUGGAGAUGCCAAUAGCGUGAAACCAAUCCCCUUUCCUGGUGGAAUUUUUGUGUACCAGUCGCCCGAAAGUCACUUGCACCUGCUAAGAAUUGGCCUCAAUACGCCCACGCACUUUCAAUGCAGAGCCAGUGCCAAAGGUCGCAUCAUUUCUAAAUCCAUUGCUUUGAUAGUUCAAGAAAUCGGCUCAAUGGAUAUAAAACUAAGAAGAGGAAUAGCUCAAAAUUUGACUUGCCAUCGAUACGCUGAUGACAUCCACAUCCAAUGGUUCAAGGAUGACAAGGAAUAUUCUGGAUUAAUCUAUAUGAACGAUACUUCAUCAAUUAUACCAUUAAAUGGACGUGAUGGACAAAAUGGACGUUAUUCUUGUCGCUGGAACAACAGCCGAGGGGAUAAGAGAUUUCGAAAUUUUAGUUUUCCUGACGAACCAGAAUCUAACGGUACUGUCAUUGCUGUCUGCAUAUCUGUUGUGACGUUAAUUAUAACUGGAAUUGCAAUCAAACAAUACGUCGACAAGAAAAAUCUGGAAAAAGAGAUUAAGGGAAGAUUAGAUGGAAAUCCUGAUGGCAUCGAUCCAAAUUUGCCAAUCGAAUAUCAAACUGAAUUUCUACCUUACGACAAACGCUGUGAAUUUACAAAAAGGCGCCUCAGACUCGGAAAACAAUUGGGAAAAGGAUGUUUCGGAGAAGUUUACAAAGCCAAAGCUGUUGGACUCAAAGGAUCGGAUAAACAUGUGACAACAGUGGCUGUCAAAAAGGUUCUAUCGACACCCCAAUUUCAAAUGAAAUCAAACACGGCCGCAUUAGACGCUUUAAUUAAAGAAUUGAAAAUUCUAAAUUACUUGGGAUCGCAUUUAAAUGUCGUCAAUUUACUGGGGGCCUGCACCAAAGACAUCAUCAAAGGCGAACUCUGGUUGAUUAUCGAUUAUUGCCGCUUCGGCAAUUUGCAAUCCUAUUUGAUUAAACAACGCAAUACUUUUGUCACACAAUUGGACGAGUUUGGUGACCUUCAACUGUUAAAUGAAUCGUUGGAAAUUAACGAGACUCACAGUCAGGACAGUGACUCUAGUGCAAAGCCUGGACCCUCAGAUCAUUCUGUACCUCCAGCAGAAUCGACCAGCGACGAUUCAAUUUCUUUCGAAACGGAACCCUUUUGGAAAUAUGGAGAAAAUCCAGACGCUGUUACCACUGGACCCAUUUCCACUUGGAAUUUAAUCAGCUUUUCUUUGCAAAUUGCCAAGGGGAUGGAAUUUAUUGCUAGCAAAAAGGUACUCCAUGGCGAUUUGGCGGCUCGCAAUGUCCUUUUAGCCGAUCAUGGAAUUGUCAAAAUUGCAGAUUUUGGAAUGGCCAAACAAAUGAUCAAUUACAUUUACGAACAGAAGGGACAGGGAUUACUACCAGUUAAAUGGAUGGCAAUUGAAUCGCUGACGGAUCACGUAUUUUCCAGUCAAUCCGAUGUGUGGUCUUACGGCAUUGUUCUAUGGGAGCUCUUUGCCCUGGGCAGAAUUCCUUACCCAGGUAUGAACGGCCUUAUACUCGUCAAAAAUAUUCUAGAAGGACUACAAAUGGAGAAACCAGAUAACGCGCCAAAUUUCUUUGGAAAAAUUAUGAAAAGCUGUUGGAACAAAGAACCAAACGACCGACCAACGUUUCAACAGCUGGCCAACACCAUCGAGAAUUACAUGGAGCCAUUCGUUAGCUCUGCCUACUUGGAUACAACUUUCAUAGAAAACAAUGCCAACUAAGACUUUGGUGACUCUUCCCUCGGAAUGAUUUGCAAUGAAAUUUCAAGGACACGAAACCAUUUCUAUGUAGCCCCACCUCUUCUUUAGAGAAAACCGUUUAACGAUUGUUGAAGAAAAAGAAACAAAAGAAUGAGCACGUUUCUCAAUUAGUUGUUGCACACACUAAAAAAACAAUUCACUUUCAAUUGGGAAAUAAUCUUUAACAAAACCCAAU